UUUUAAUCGGCUCCUUUAUAGCUUCCUUCACUUCUUUUUAUGCGUGUUUGAAAGUAUAUUUAUUGGCAAACAUUAGCGAAUCGAUAUAAUUUUAUAGAUCACCAGUCUUUAUGACCAGCGGGCAGCCGCAGGGAUUAGUAGCGGUUUCGCAGUUUCAGCAUGUUUCAGCGCUUUCAGUAGACGCGGGCUCGACGCCGCGUGCUUUGGAUGCAAAUUACACUUCAAGCAGCAUGGCCAUAGAAGCAUUUAAAAACGCACAAGGAUGGAAGCAGAGAAUGAAUGUUAUUGUCCUGAAGGUGACCUCACCAACUUCCUUUUUGGUAAGGGAAGCGGUGGGAGCAGAGAUGUCUCAAUGUGGAAGAGAAUUUAUCAGCAUGGAGGCAAGCAUGAAACAGUACAUGAAAAAGUGGGACAUCCAACCUGUCACACCACUACUCCCAGAGAUUGAUUCGAUUGUUUUGGUGCGAAAUCCUUCAGACAGAGGAUGGUACCGAGGACAUGUCAGCAAGAUAUUUGACACCUUGACUGGCUAUAAAGUGGAGGUCUUCUUGGUUGACUAUGGAGAAACGCUCAUGGUGGACCGGAAAGCGUUGCGCAAGGUGCCAAAUGAGAGGAUUCUUGAAGUGCCUUUUCAAUGUGUUGAAUUUUCAAUUCUUGGACUGAAGCCUGUGCGGUGGACAAUUGACCCAACAACCAUUACAAUGAAAUUUGUGGAAGGUUCCUCCUGGGAUACUGCUUCCAUUGAGUAUGUGAAGUCAACUGUUGGAAAAGCUGAUGCAGUGCAUGUUCAAGUGCUGGGGAAGACCACCUCAGGGGGCCUGUAUGGAAAACUUUUCAUUGACUGCAACAAAAAUGUCAUAUCUCUUGAUGAGGAGCUAGUCAAGCUCAAUUAUGCUUUUUUGGAUGCUGAAGCAAGUUAUGAAGAUGUCAUUUUGGAUAAUGGCAGACCUGACAAAAUUGAUCAACAAUCAGCAGAGGGAUCACAAAAUGAAGGCAUUUCGGAAAAUGCCAGCUUGUGGCGAGACAUCCUGAGCAAGAGUGCUUCUGCAGCUUUGAAAGAUGUCCUCGACAGUGUCUAUGACACUUCUUCAAACAGUAUAGCACACAUUCCUGUGGAAGUAUGUGCAGCAGAAGUGUCUCCACCAGGGUCCCUUUCUGUUAGUGGUGCAAGCUCUCCAGCACAGUGGUCAUCAACCACCCUUUCCAUUGACACAUCCUCAUCAGGCACAGACACACCUCCCACAUUGCCUGGUCUUGGCCGAGGCCUUGCCUUAAUGCUAAAGCACAGGGAACUUAGGGGUGACAGCUCAUCCCAUGAGUCUAAUGCCAGGGACAAAGCAUAUGUGGAGGCUCAAGAACUAUGCACUGUCAUGCCGAGUUCAAGUGAGGACAGCGAUGAUGAUGCAUCUUAUACCCCUACUCUGGUCGGCACUCCACCUGGAGUUUUCAGGGAGGGUGAAACAUUCUGUUCUCCUGACAGCCCAGGCUCAUUGUCAUCAGUACCUCCAAUGCCACGCCUUGUCAGUGUCAGAUCGAAGCUGGAACCAUCCUGCAAGACUUCUGAGCCAGUUGUACCACCAUCUUUAUCUGGCGGCAGCCAAUUUGGGGAAACUAAAGCUCGUGGUCGUGCUCGGUUGCUCUGUUUGUCAUCCAGUCCAUCAAGUACUAGUUCACCUUUCGAACAAAAUCGGAUGUCUCUGCCAAGAGAUGCUGAUUCAAGUUUCAAUGCCAAGUUGUAUGCACCAGAUACGCUUACUGAAAAAUGUGCAGUGUCGAAUGAAGCAGCAUUUACUAAUGAAUCAGUGGCUUCUGAAGUCUGUGCAGCUGAUGUGAAAGGCCUAAGCCCUCUUGCAGGCAUACCUGAUCUAUCAGCAUACCGUUCUUUAGGGCGUGGGCAUGCACUAUUCGCAAAACUGGCAUCAAGCCACACACCAGGCAAACACACUGAUUCGCUGUCAUCACAGUCACUAAGCUCGCAGCAAAAUAGCCUCGCACAGCAAUGUCCCUACAUGCCAAGUGGCAGCAGCCAGCCUAGACCCACAUCACAUAUAGGUGAUAACUACGCUUCUCAAGUGGUGACCAAAGCUAGUCAGCUGAAAGACCUCUUGGAAAAGAAAGGACGUUCACUGUAUGUGCCACCAUUGCAAGGCUGCCUAUCUAAAUCUCAAGGUCACAGUCUGACAAAUUCUCCCAAGCCUGAUGCAACUACAGGAACAGUGGCACUAAAGAAAGAUGUGUUUGCUGGAAGUUCGGUAUCAUGUCCUGGUAGCAGCAGUAACCAGAUACCUUCUUCAACAAUGUCAAGCAGGGACAUAUUUUUGAAGUUGAUUGCCACCAGUAAUUUUGAGGUGCCAUGUGAACCUGUCAAGGAGCUUGGUGAUUGUUCUACAACCAUGGACGGGUGUCACUCAUCAGAAGACUUUCGGAGCCCCGAUUUCAAAAGCAUUCCUGAACUGCCAUCAGAUAUGGAUCCCUCUGGACGGUUUAAGGGGGCUGUAUACUUCAACACCGAUUAUGAUUCUUGCAGAUUGUCAUCUCAGCCUGCAAUUUCCAAAGUUCGGGCUCUCUGCCAUGGCAUUAGACUACCUAGGCCCAUGACUCACCUUGACCAGACACCAUUUGAUGGGUCUGUGAAAUCGCGGUUGUGUUCUAAGGGGUUUCGUGCUCCAUCAUGCAUUCAGUCAGUGGUCUGGCCUGCAGUGAUGUCCGGUAGAGAUGUUGUAGCUGUGGCACCACCACACUCGGGCAAGACACUUGCUUACCUGAUUCCAUUGGUUUCAAGAUUGACGGAGGAAACUGACUACGAGAGCCUUCCUGCAGGCGUUGGACCCCUAAUGGUAGUUCUGACAUCCACAUGGAAAGGAGCUUCCCGCCUGAGUGAGCAGGCCAAGCUGCUCAUCGAUGAGAAAAGAGGCCCAAAAGUCUGCGUCUUGUACGCUGGAGGAGCAGAAAAAGGAAAAGAGAUAGAAUUGGUCAAUGGCUGUGAUAUCUUGGUAGCAACUCCCCAAUGCUUUCUGCGCUUUCUGACCAAUUACGACCGUCUCAUCGUCAACUUGCGUCGAUGCUGCCAUUUGGUCCUGGAUGAUGGUGAAAAGCUGCUGGACAAGUUUGCAAUAGAGGUUACUUCAGUGAUGAAUGAGUUUCGGCGGUGCACGGAGCAGCGCCGACCAGGCAUGCUCCAUGGCCAGAUUGUGGUUUGCUCAACAAUGUGGUCUACUGGCCUGAACUGGUUUAUACGUAUGACAUACUUGAGUAAAACCCCUUUGGUCAUGAUCACUUCAUUCUACGAAGCUGCCAUCUAUGCACAGGUUCCAACUGUUGCCUGCUUUGGUGACCCCCACAGUCGACAUGAAAUCUUGCUCGGAAUUGUGGAAGGCAACCACAGUCGAAAAGUGGUGGUGUGCACUGCCGACAGACAGUCGGCCAUUGAUAUACAUCGGUUGCUCUUGUCAUGUAGUGUCUAUUGCCUGCUGCUUCAUGAUGAGCUUACCAUGGCAGAAGUUUCGGAGGUGACAAAUGAAUGGGCAACUGAGCGUCCAAAGACCAAGAUGCCUGUCCUUGUGGCUCAAGACAAUGUGCUGCCCUUGGCCAACAUUCGUGAUGCUGGUGUUCUAAUCCACUAUGACGUACCUGAAUUGUCAAAGUACAACUUUGGCUUUCGCUUCUCCUGCCUUGCUGACCGUAUGCGUUCAUUCAAUGACAAGGAUACUGCCUCUACUACUGAUGAACCAGUGGCUCACAUGAUACUCUCGAGCAACAACCGCAGUCUCUCUGUACAGCUUGCGGAGUUUCUGAACAGGCUAGGCGCCAAUGUUCCAGACGGACUGAUGAGGCUUUCUUCUGAGGAGCAAACUAAAGCAUCAAAAAAUGCCAGGUUGGCGCUGUGCCCGAAUCUCAAAGCAUUUGGUCAUUGCGAAAGGCAGACAGCAGAGAAGCGCUGCUUAUAUCGACAUCAGAUCAUACGUGAGGCAGAUCACUCACCGGCAUGGGCAGACCUGCCAUCUCAGGGCCAAGUCCUCAUUGUAGUGACCAAAGUGGUGAAUGCAUCACGCUUUUAUGCAUGGAUUCUUCAGCACUGGGAUGCAUCACCUAGUUCAACAAAUGAAAGCAAAUCAAAAGUCAAAGAGAACCUGGAGCUUCAGAAUGCCAUGGUGUUUCUGAACGAAUACUUAUCACAGCCAUGUAACUGUAAAUCAAUGGCUGAAAAGGCCAUACCCAAAGUUGGUGAAGUUUAUGGGCUGGAGCACAGCUAUGGCCAUUUCCGCAGAGUCUUGGUAACUUCAGUCGUGCCAAACAGUUCUGCUCCAGCUAGUGUCACAGUUUCAUACAUGGACUAUGGGGGCCAGUCAACUGUGGCUGCAACAAGAUUGCUUCAUCUACCGUCAAAGCUAACUAAGCUGCGGCCGUUGGCAGUGGAAGUGUACUGCUGUCGUGUUCAGCCUCAGGACCAUGACCUUGAUUGGACUUUCCAAGCAGUCUUCAAGUCACAUGAGCUUGUGUUUAGGAAAGAACUUCUUGGCAAGAUUGUGCUGCGGCUUGGAAAUACCUUGUGGCUUGACCCACUUGUCUUGUGGGAAGACCUCCCCUUUGUUGAUGCAAAGGUUCCUUUAAAGAAUGUGAGAGCUACUCUCAUUGAAGAGCGCCUAGCUUGUGAUAAUGCAACCCACGUGGAGAGCCUGUGUAAACUGGCUGCUGAUGCAGGAGUGGCACUACCUGUGUUUCCAGAAGAAAAGAGAGAAAUGAAUGACAAUGACAGCCAGAAUGCUGUCAUCAACCAGCACUGUACCACUUUCCUUGACACAAAGGAUUUCAACCAUGUCUACCUCUGGAAGGUCACCUCCCCAUCUCAUUUCUAUGUGCAGCCAUUGAAAUUCAAUUCAUGUUUGGAUGAGCUUGAAGAUAACAUCCAGAAAUCUGUGAAAAAAAUGGAAUUGGUCAAGCUGAAGUCUGUGCAUCCUGGAGCAGUGUGCAUCGCUCGCUACAACAACAAUCGUUGGUAUCGUGGAGAAGUGCAGAAAGUUCUCAACACUGCAGAAGUCAUUGUAUUUUUUCCUGACUAUGGAGAUACUGCAAAGUGCCCUCCAGACGAGCUGUUGGAGCCUGUUUCGUGGAUGAUGAUGUUGCCAUACCAGGGCGUUCAGUGCUCUUUAGCUGGAAUCAUUCCACCCUCUGGGAAGUGGACUCCAAUGGCUGGGUCCAUGCUUGAAAACUUUGGCUACGAUGACAAUGAUGUGAAUCGUCUGCUAUGUCUCAGGGUUGUGAAAAAGAAUGCAGGAGAGCGCCCUGGGACAAGCAAUUAUGAGGUGCUGUUGUUCAGCUCAUGCCACAAAGGAAGAAUCAGUGUGGCUAAUCUUCUUGUAGAGGAGAAGCUUGCUACCCCAACAGAGCUGCCAAAGCUCAGCUUUGAUGUCAACCUUCCACAUGCAACAGUAUUUCUAGAGCAGUGGACAGGGGCUGAUGAUAGUGAAACUGAUGAAGAUGGAGAAGAGGUGACACUUGAGUGCCAGAGGAAACUGGAGAAACAUGUGUAUGAUGUCUUUAGUGAAGUUCGUGACCAGGUCCUUGCACCUGCAGCUGCUGAGCUCUUACAUGAGUUGAUUUGUGACAGUGGUACACUUGGCCAAGGAGACACUUCUUACCAGCCCCAAGCAAGAGGGGCAGAGGCACCAGAAUUAUGCAAGCAAGGUGACAAAAAGGCUGCAGCAAAGGUUAAGACUGCCAAAGCCCAUUCACGAGCCUCCACAAGGAAUCUCCCUCCACUGCUGGAGUCCCAGUUCAAGACAGAGCACAGCCAUCAAGCAUCCAUCUCAUGGUGGCAAGAUCAUAGCUUUGUCUAUGUGGACAUCAUGAUUGCAAAUGUAAAGGAGCACGAGCUGAAUGUUACUGCAGCAAUAUUUCGCAUCAGAAUUAAAACAGCGGAGCAUGAGUACCUGGCUCACGAGAGGCUUUAUGCCGCCAUUGUACCAAGGAAAACAAGACUGGUGCAGAAAGCUGACUCUUUGAGGAUCACCUUCGAGAAGGUGCAUGCCAAGCAUUCAUGGAAAUUCCUAACUAGAAACAAGAGAAAGGUGCAGUACAUUCGCUAUCAACUGGAUCAUAUUGACGUAAGUGACAAUGAGGAUGACAUAGUCAGUGCCUGCAAAGCUUACAAGGACCCCCUCUUCACAGGAUACAGCCGCCCAACACGGAUCUUGCCAUAUGACCCAGUGGCUCAUGAAGAAAGGGCAAGGGAAAUUGAAGAACACAUCGAAGACACCGAUGAUACAGUCGAGCCCAUGUACUUCAGCAUUGAUCCGAAUAAUAUUUUUGAUGAGUUCACUGAAUAAGCAAGCCAGAAGAAUGCAGAGGCAUAUCAUUACCUAUGUCUUUGUUUUGUUUUAAAAUAUAUGUACAGAAGAUUCUGCAUCACUCAUCAACAAUUCAUAUUCAUUGUAUUGUUAAUGUGUUCAAGAGUAUGCUUUACUCGUCAGUUUCACCCUGCUGUGAUAACCGAUAAGUUUUUCGGCCAAGGACAUUUAUCUUUUUACUGUCAAUAAAUAUAAGGUAAUUGUAAUUGUGUUAUAAAUAAAGUAAUUUGUUUAAUGUAA
Messenger RNA from Dermacentor andersoni, 6587 nucleotides. Its product is annotated as putative ATP-dependent RNA helicase TDRD12. The record is from RefSeq and is a predicted model, not a curated record. Gene Ontology annotation, biological process: germ-line stem cell division. NCBI's taxonomy places the organism in Eukaryota, Metazoa, Arthropoda, Arachnida, Ixodida, Ixodidae. Gene Ontology annotation, molecular function: ATP binding; nucleic acid binding.